Molecule: messenger RNA, 1860 nt
Organism: Anarrhichthys ocellatus (wolf-eel)
Lineage: Eukaryota; Metazoa; Chordata; Actinopteri; Perciformes; Anarhichadidae
Gene: rab38a
Product: RAB38a, member RAS oncogene family
Exons: 3
Coding region: 140-778 (212 amino acids)
Biological process (GO): endosome to lysosome transport; phagosome-lysosome fusion
Cellular component (GO): trans-Golgi network; late endosome; Golgi apparatus
Molecular function (GO): GTPase activity; GTP binding
Source: RefSeq, a predicted model, not a curated record
UCCCCCUUCUCUCCGCCACUCGACUCUUUCCCAACUCUCGUCGGUCCUCUCCGUGCUGUCCUGUGCCGCUUCUCUCCUGUCAUCCCCCGGCCCUCCAUUACGGUGGAUUCAUGCUCGGCUCUCGCCCUCCUCCGUCGCCAUGCAGAACAACCACAAUAAGGAGCAUCUCUAUAAGAUUCUUGUGAUAGGGGACCUCGGGGUCGGCAAGACCAGCAUCAUCAAGCGGUAUGUCCAUCACAACUUCAGCCCCAACUACCGAGCCACCAUCGGGGUGGACUUCGCACUGAAAGUCCUCAACUGGGACCAGGAGACGGUGCGCCUACAGCUGUGGGACAUUGCAGGUCAGGAGAGGUUUGGCAACAUGACCCGCGUGUACUACCGCGAGGCCAUGGGCGCCUUUAUUGUGUUUGACGUCACAAGGCCCGCCUCCUUUGAGGCCAUCACCAAAUGGAAGGAGGACUUGGAUUCCAAACUGACACUUGCCAAUGGGAAACCUGUUGCCACUGUGCUUUUGGCUAAUAAAUGCGACGAGGGCCGGGACGUACUGACCAAUAAUGGAAUAAAGAUGGAGAAGUUCUGCCAGGAGAACGGUUUUGUGGGAUGGUACGAGACGUCCGCUAAGGAAAACAUCAACAUCGAUGAAGCGGCUAACUGCUUGGUGAAACACAUCAUUGCCAGUGAGAAUGACAUGCUCCAAUCAGAAGUCCCGGACACCAUCACCCCCCAGUUAGAGAACGACAAAGGCGGGACAUGCUCCUCCUGCUUCAGGUCCCAGUAAGAGCCCUCGACAGCUGGAUGUCCUUUUGUAUCUCAUUACACACAAAGUUGAGUUUGUCUGUGAGCAGGAGACUGAGGGAGAAGUGCUUUGGCUGUUUUUUUGUUUUUAGGAAGCAUUUACUGGUGCCAACUCUUUCCCAGUCUUGUAGCUCGGAUGGGGGGGUUGGGGGAUGGGUGCUUAGAGGAUGGCAGACAGGCAGCUGGCUCAAGAAAUGAAGACAGAAAGAGAGGAAUAGAGAUGGCUGCAGCUGUGUGCGCUUGUCAAAGGCAAAGUCACCUUCUGGACGACUUCAAGUCUUACAGUUAAUGAACACAUGCACAAAAAGAUUGCAGCAAAUCACAGUAUAUCUGUAAAAGGGUCCAUAGAGGUAAUCUCUAGUUGUUAUCUCUCUCCCUCCUUCUCUUGCCCCACUCUGUGUCUGAGUUUGUCUCUGCUUGUUUCUCUCUCCUCAGCCCUCCCUAGUUUUUCACACGUCAUUCUGGUCGAAUAAACAGGCGGAAAGCACAUUUAUCUAUCGUUUUCCUCCAGAUAUUGAAAUUCAAUCUCAGUCCUGAUAACACUACAGCUGUAUUAUUCGCUAUGGUUUCUUCCGAUUUGGUUUUAUUUCAUUUUGUUUGGUCAUUUUUAUGGCACUGUCUUUUCUUGUCUUACCUCAUCUGCCAGCUCAGUAAUGUAUAGCGGAUUAUAUUGAUAAUUAAAGUGCCUUUUCUAAACCAUUUUAUUUAAUGUCAUCAAUAGAUGUAUUCAAUGCAUAUUGUAUUUAUAAGUGCACUUAAAGGUGUGUAGAAUGACCUCACUUUUCAUCACGGAGGUAAGCUUCCACUCAUUUCCAUGGCAACACAUUCAAAAUACUAUGCCAAACAUUGUGUGUUUCAAAGAAUGACUCCUUAAAGCAACAAUAAAGUCUAUUGUUCCAUUAAAUGGUUUUAUAUUAAAUCUGAAUUCCACUGUUCAAUAUUUGUAAUAUUUGUAAUUAUGGAAUAAAUGCAUUUAUAUAUAAAUAUAUACAAACAUGUACAUAAUAUAUGGAAUAUAAUGAGAAUCCAGUUUUCAACAUGCACUUAUGAAUAAACCAUAGCUUU